AUGAAGAGUGUUUUCAUGUUAGGGUUUUUCUUGAUUCUCUGCAUUAGGUUAGUGAACGCAGCGAUUGGUAUUGAUCCUAAUGGGUUUGGGGAUCUAAGAUCUACAAAAGAACCCCCUAUGACCUUCAAAUACGAUCGAAUAGACGAGGUAAAAAAAGAAUGUUCUUCGAUCAUGCCUCCAGAUUCUAACCAAAAACCCAACGGAAAAAGAUUGUACAGAUUUAAAGACAAAAUGUCGUUCAUCAAUGGAGAUUGGUGGCAGGAGUUAGAUAAAGCUCCAUUGAUGCCAUUUGAUGAUCAUCACAAACUAAAUGGGACAGAUGGCUCAUUGGAUCCAAAUUCAUCAUUGAACUUGGUUUCCUUCUGGGUUACUGAUGUAGACCGAGCCCAUCGAUCCAAAAACUCAGUCAACAUCAACGGGAUCUUACAGGUUGCAAUAACAAUUGGGGGAUUGUACGGAGCAAAACCCUACAGUAGCAACCCAGUGUUUAACAUAUACCCUGGGCAUUCGGAAUUAACGAUUCCAUUCCAAGGGAUUGUCUCCAAUUCCGAAGGAAACGAUGGUGAAACUGUAAUGUGUUUACUAGGGAACGCGAUGUUGCCCUAUCGUUACCCCGAUUCCAGUAACCCAUGGGACUGGGUUAAAGAACCGGGGUACAUAAACCAGCCACCACUCAUUCAAGAUGACCGGAUUUUACUGGUUAUUCGUUACCCCAAAGCUUUUACAUUAACAAAAAGAACUAUUCAUGGUAGUUUGAAAAGUUUAAACGCAAAAUCAAGCCAAAAAUACUUUGAUGAAGUAAAAAUCUCAUCUUCUUUAAGUGCUUCUGCAAAUUACGAGUUUAGCUCCGAAAAUCUCGUUUCAAAAGCUUGCACUCCAUACCCUUACAAAGAUAAUUUUACAAAUACCGGGCUUGGUUUGUACAAAGGAGCUGAUUUUUGCCUUAUUCUUGAACGCUUCACGGGUCAAGAUCCAUUAACCGUUGUCCCGAAUUGGAAAUGCAACCAAACGAAUGAAAUUUGCAGCAAAUUGGGCCCGUUUGAGUCGGAUUCCCGUAUAAAAGCAACAAACGGUAGCUUUAAAGGUGUAAGACUUAGUCUUCAAGACGUUCGAUGUGAAGAAACGCCUUCAAAGGGUCAAAAGAGUAAAUUUACCAAGGUUGCAGCUGUUAUUCGGGUUGUUUCUCCUUUUGAGGAUCAUUACAAUGCGGGUCAGCGAACCGGGUUGAAUAAUAUGACUCUUUCGGCUGAAGGGAUUUGGGAAUCAUCAAGCGGACAGCUUUGUAUGGUCGGUUGCCUUGGAAUUGUUGAUAAAGGUGGAAUCGGAAUCGGGUGCGAUUCCCGUAUCUGUUUAUACAUUCCACUCUCGUUUUCCAUUAAACAAAGAAGCAUCAUUCUUGGGACAAUUUCGAGUUUAAAAGAGGGGAAUUCAUCGUUUUUUCCGUUAACGUUUGAGAAACUCGUACGUCCUUCUGAAUUAUACGACCAGUAUACGGAAUCUCAUCCGUAUUAUACGUAUUCCAAGAUCGAUUUAGCAGGAACAAUUCUCGAAAAACAUGAGCCUUUCAGCUUCCAAACCGUGAUUAAAAAGUCAUUUCUAACAUUCCCGAAAGUCGAAGAUGCCGAUUCCUAUCUCGUUGGUUUGUCACUUUUAUCCGAAGAUCUUACACUUCACCACCCUGCAGUCCCCGAUUCCGGGCCUAAUCGUUUCUCAAGAACCGAUGUGCAAUUUGAGAUUCUCUCACUUGGCCCGUUAUUCGGUCAUUACUGGUCUCUACAAAACGAUUCAACUACAGAAGAAGACACACCGUAUCACGCUAAACCGACAUACACCGAACGACAGCUCCUAUUGAAUGUAUCGGGUCAACUUUCGCUCUUCGGAGGGCAAUAUGGGAAUGUUUCGGAUCUUUUGGUCGAAGGGUUGUAUUAUCCAGUUGUGGGGAAAAUGUAUUUAGUUGGGUGUCGAGACGUACGGGCCUCAUGGAAUGUUUUAUACGAGAGUAUGGAUCUUGAAAACGGGUUGGAUUGUUUGAUUGAAGUUGUGAUAUCAUACCCGCCUACUGCGACCCGUUGGAUGGUUAAUCCAACGGCUAGGAUUUCAAUCUCGAGUCAACGAAACGAGUUUGACCCGUUGUUUUUCAAACCGGUCAACCUCCAAACAGUCCCGAUUAUGUAUCGGGCUCAACGGGAAGAUAUUCUUUCUCGAAGAGGUGUCGAAGGGAUUUUACAACUUCUUACACUUUCGGUUGCAAUCGGUUUUAUUUUAACCGAAUUGUUUUACAUCAAAGAGAAUGCGAACGUGGUCCCGUUUGUUUCACUCGUUAUGUUAUCGGUCCAAGCGGUUGGAUAUGGGAUUCCCUUAGUUACGGGGGCCGAAGCGCUUUUUAAAAAAACCGAAUCUUACGAAAAGUCUUCGGUUCUUGAAAAAAGUCAAAUGGUUCGGGUCAUCGAUUACACGGUCAAGAUUCUUGUAUUGGUUUCAUUCUCGCUAACAUUGCGGCUUUACCAGAAAGUUUGGAGGGCCCGGAUCCGGUUACAGACGCGGGCCCCACAUGAACCGGCCCGUGUGCCGUCUGAUCGACGGGUUCUUAUAGUUACCGGGCUGGUUCAUGUGCUCGGGUUUGUAUGUGUGCUUGUGGUUCAUAACCUACAACAAUGGCUUGCUGAACUUGAGGAGUAUGUGGGUUUGGUUCAAGAUUUCUUUUUGCUUCCACAAGUUAUUGGUAACUUAAUUUGGCAAAUUGAUUGCAAACCGUUACGAAAAUCGUAUUUUAUCGGGUUAACUGUGAUUCGACUUCUUCCUCAUGUUUAUGAUUACAUUCGAACCCCGAUCCCGAACCCGUAUUUUUCUGAGGAUUAUGAGUUUGUGAAUCCGCAUCUUGAUUUUUAUUCAAAGUUCGGGGAUAUCGGGAUUCCUGUAAUUGCAAUUCUUCUUGCUGUUUUAGUAUAUGUUCAACAGAAGUUUAGUUAUGAGAGGCUUGUGGAGGUUCUUGAUUUUGGAAAGUUUAGGGUUUUGCCAAGGCGGACGGUGGGGUAUGAGCGGUUGUCGCCGGUGGUGGCGGAGGCUGAGAUGACUUCCUGUGGCAAUGGAGAUGUGGGAACGAGGAAGGAGGUUGAGGUGGAAUGA
Lactuca saligna is the source of this 3126-nucleotide messenger RNA. Lineage: Eukaryota; Viridiplantae; Streptophyta; Magnoliopsida; Asterales; Asteraceae. The record is from the annotation of a GenBank genome assembly.